ACUUCAAUAGGUUUCUGUGCAAGUAUAAACAGAUACAACUGUAAUUAAAAGAUUUGUUUAAUCACAUUUAUUAAUCUCUAAGCUUAUAAGAUGAGAUAAUUUGAAUUUAUGAGGAAUGUAAUUGAAAUUAUACGAAAAUGUCUUUCAAUUCAGAUUCAGAGUUGGAGGUUAAAGUGAGAAAAGCUUCUGAAAGGAUUUCGGAAAAUAUGCAUAUCGUAGCAAACGAGCCGUCAUUAGCAUUUUACAGGCUUCAGGAACAUGUACGGAAAGCUUUGAACCCUAUGGUUGACCGAAAGAUAGAAGCAAAUAAAUUACAUCAAGAGCUUCAGGGCAGAUGCUAUGAUAUUGAAUAUGCUGUUUGUGCAAUUAAAUCAAUGGAUAAUGCAGAUGAAAGUUUCAAAAAUAUACAAGACCAUUUAAAAAAUGCAAUUUUUUUGAAACAACAGCUUAAGUAUGAAGAAUCAAGAAGGAAAAAAAAUGACCCUAGUUCAGUCUACAAACGUUUGUCUGCUCAUAUAACAUUAGAUUUACCUGAUCUUCCAGAGUUUUCUGAUGUUGUAAGAGAAACUGCAAACAGAGUAGAAAGUAUGAUGUCUAAAGCUACUCAUUCAGCUAAUUGAAUAUACUAUGCAAGAGGUUUUUUUUGUGUUCAACAUCUUUAAAUCAAGAUGAGAAUAUCAAUGUAUAUUUUAAUUUCCUGUGAUAAUUUUAGUCCUUUUAAGUACAGUCAAUAUUAACUAGACUUUGUAUAUAUAAUAUUGUUGAAUAGGAGCUUGUUAUUUAUGUCAUUUUAAAUUUCAGCUGACUAAUAUGUUUAGUUUAUUAUGCAUUUAGUGAUGAAUAUGUUUUGUUCAUUAAAUCAAGAAUAUUAAAAGUA
Molecule: messenger RNA, 877 nt
Organism: Harmonia axyridis
Lineage: Eukaryota; Metazoa; Arthropoda; Insecta; Coleoptera; Coccinellidae
Product: BLOC-1-related complex subunit 8 homolog
Exons: 3
Coding region: 138-620 (160 amino acids)
Cellular component (GO): BORC complex
Source: RefSeq, a predicted model, not a curated record